ACAAGAACAAAAUCUAUGAAGCCUUCUGGUAACAGUGCCUUCCCUGGUGAUCCCACCACUUCCUCAUCAACUCUUCGUUCUUCUUCAUGGUUGGACAUUAGUGGAGGUCAUCUACCUUUAACAUUUAGAACACCUCCUGUUAGCCCUCCUCGGCAAAAUUACCUUGCAGGAAUUCGUAGAGUUUGCUCUUUAGACUUCAGGCCUCUCCUGAUGAAUUCCCCCGACUCAGGAUUGGCUGACCCACUUCUAGGUUCUGUUUCUGGAUCAGAGCGCAGUUUACUUCCUGAAUCAACUAUAUAUAAUUUUAGUUGCGGCCACUUCUCCAAGCCUCUGCUUACUGCAUCAGAUGAAAGUGAAGAACUAUUGACCAAAAGAGAGGAGCAGGAAAGAUUUGCACUGGAGCAUAUUGCUAAAUGCCAGCACUCUUCUGUUAGCAAACUUAACAAUAAUAGUCAAAUUGCUAGCUGGGAUACAAGAUUUGAGACAGGUACUAGAACAGCCUUGCUGCAACCUCUCUCCUAUUGUAAUUGCAGCAGAUGAGAAUGAACGGAUAAGGUAUGUGAU
Molecule: messenger RNA, 564 nt
Organism: Hibiscus syriacus
Lineage: Eukaryota; Viridiplantae; Streptophyta; Magnoliopsida; Malvales; Malvaceae
Product: regulatory-associated protein of TOR 1-like
Exons: 3
Coding region: 16-540 (174 amino acids)
Biological process (GO): cellular response to starvation; TOR signaling; cellular response to amino acid stimulus
Cellular component (GO): TORC1 complex; cytoplasm
Molecular function (GO): protein-macromolecule adaptor activity
Source: RefSeq, a predicted model, not a curated record